AUGACGCCACGAGAAGAUAUAGGCUAUAAAAUUCUUUACAUUUUGGCUGCUAGGACAUCAGAAGAUUCUCCAUGGAUGCCUGAAGAUCAACUAAUUACAACAUUACUCAAUAAUCAACCAAUUAUUCCAAAUAUGAAUUUAGCAUUAGUUAAAUCUGUCAUUCAAGAAAUGGUUUUGCAUAGUAUUCUUGCUAUAAAAGGAAAUUAUCUUUCUUUACUUUCAAAAUCAACAUAUCAGGAACAAUAUGAAUUUGCACAAAAACUUAUUAAAGAAAAACAAGCUAUAUACAACUCAACAAUUAUUCGUAAUCUUGCAUUACAAGUACAAAAGAAUCAAGUUGUACCUGAAAUUAAAAUUGAUGUUCCAAAAGUCGCAGCACCAGAGCAAAAUAUUCCAGUCAAGCAUACAGAAACGCAUAAUAAAGUUGCUGUUUUAAGGAAAGAUGCACCUAUUCUACCGCAAGUCAAUACUAAUAUAUCUCAAGCCAAAACUAAUACUUCAAAGAAGACUAAAUCAAAGUUUGAAGAAGAUGAUAGUGAAUCAUCGUCAUCUUCAUCCGAGUCUUCUUCAUCAGAAUCUUCUUCUGAAUCUUCAUCUGAAAAUUCCGAUGAAUCAUCUGAUGAAUCAAUCGAAUCUACAAAAGAACAAGAAGAGAAGAAACCAGAACCAAAGAAGAAAGCUCCUGCUAAGAAAUCAGAGAAGAAAACAGAAAAACCAAAGCCAAAGCCUAAACCAAAGACUACACGCAGAAAGAAGAAAGAGGAACCUUCAAAGAAGAAUUUGGGCCCAGAUGUUUUUAUUACUAGUACUGGCCGUGUUUCAAUUAGAAAAUCUUAUAAUUAUGAUUAA
Trichomonas vaginalis G3 is the source of this 849-nucleotide messenger RNA. RefSeq lists its product as uncharacterized. The transcript has a single exon. NCBI's taxonomy places the organism in Eukaryota, Parabasalia, Trichomonadida, Trichomonadidae. The record is from RefSeq and is a predicted model, not a curated record. Bases 1 to 849 code for a protein of 282 amino acids.